AUGCCACCGCAUCGUGUCGGCGACCGCCGGAUAAGCCUUUUUGAGGCGAUCAAUCGAAUAGAAGCUAGCGGUGACGAGUAUAUUUUCCAACUGAUGAAGAAGAUUGAACAACAUGAAAUUGCAUCAGCCGGUUUCCGUUGGCAUGCGACGCCAACACAGAAUAACCAGGACCGCGUCCUCGCACUCUUCGAACGAUUUCUGCGUCUAACAGGCGUCAUUCCGUCCAUGGAGGAAACCAGGAGACUGACACAGAGAGAAAAGGACACGUUGAUGUUUCCUAUUGACCAACAGAAGCUCUUGGCGCAGCUUCGAGGCUUUAUGUUUUUUGUUGCUGACCAAACGGCUGGAAAGUCGGCCGAUAAUCUUACGUACAUGGCCUUGUCCAAAUACCGAGCAGCGAUGCUAUUCUGGAUAUACCAUGUUUACAACAGGCACCAAUUGACGCCACCAGCCUGA
This is a messenger RNA of Pestalotiopsis fici W106-1, 456 nucleotides long. RefSeq lists its product as uncharacterized. The record is from RefSeq and is a predicted model, not a curated record. Bases 1 to 456 code for a protein of 151 amino acids. The transcript has a single exon. NCBI's taxonomy places the organism in Eukaryota, Fungi, Ascomycota, Sordariomycetes, Amphisphaeriales, Sporocadaceae.